UUUGGGGUGCCCAGUGUGUGGGGAACACCCCCAGAACACCAUGUGUGCCCCCGCCAUGCUCACAUCCCAUCCCAGCAGUGACAUUCUGGGGAAGAAGUGCGGCACCAUCAUACUCCUCGCUGAAGAGUUGGGAAACUGCCGGGAUGUGGCCACACUCCAGUUCUGCGCCAACAAGCUGGAUAAGAAGGAUUUCUUUGGAAAAUCUGACCCCUUCAUGGUCUUCUACCGCAGCAACGAAGACGGGACUUUUACCAUCUGCCACAAGACGGAAGUGGUGCGGAAUACACUGAACCCUGUCUGGGCAGCCUUUGCCAUUCCUGUGCGUGCCCUCUGCAACGGGGACCAUGACCGAGCCAUCAAGGUGGAGGUAUAUGACUGGGACCGUGAUGGCAGCCACGACUUCAUUGGGGAGUUCACCACCAGCUACCGGGAGUUGGCGCGAGGCCAGAGCCACUUCAAUGUGUAUGAGGUGGUGAACCCCCGGAAGAAGAUGAAGAAAAAGAAGUACCUGAACUCGGGGACAGUAACACUGCUUUCCUUCACUGUGGAGGCUGAGCACACCUUCCUGGACUACAUCAGGGGCGGGACCCAACUGAACUUCACAGUGGCCAUCGAUUUCACGGCAUCCAAUGGGAACCCCUCGCAGCCCACGUCCCUGCACUACCUGAGCCCCUUCCAGCUGAAUGCCUACAGCCUGGCACUGCGGGCUGUGGGGGACAUCAUCCAGGACUACGACAGUGACAAGAUGUUCCCAGCCCUUGGCUUUGGUGCCAAGGUCCCUCCGGAUGGGCACGUGUCCCAUGAGUUCCCACUGGGUCUGUCACACUGUCAGAAUGGGGAUGCAUCAAACCCAGCGUGCUGUGGCAUUGCGGGGGUGCUGGAGGCUUAUCAGCGCAGCCUGCGCCGUGUCCAGCUCUAUGGCCCCACCAACUUCGCCCCUGUUGUCAACCAUGUUGCCCGCUCGGCGGCCAUGGUGCUGGAUGGGUCCCAGUACUUCGUCCUCCUCAUCAUCACCGAUGGUGUCAUCUCUGAUAUGGCCCAAACCAAGGAGGCCAUUGUCAAUGUGAGACCCUCGUGGUGGCACUGGGGCAAGUGGUGGCGACCCUGGGUGCUGGGAGUGGGGAACCUGGGACCCUUGGGUGAUGGGGGCAGUGGGGAGGGAUUGAGACCCUUGAGGGGGUAG
Messenger RNA from Parus major (Great Tit), 1183 nucleotides. RefSeq names its product copine-5-like. NCBI's taxonomy places the organism in Eukaryota, Metazoa, Chordata, Aves, Passeriformes, Paridae. Gene Ontology annotation, molecular function: calcium-dependent phospholipid binding. The transcript has 11 exons. The coding region runs from base 41 to 1183 and encodes 380 amino acids. The record is from RefSeq and is a predicted model, not a curated record. Gene Ontology annotation, biological process: cellular response to calcium ion. Gene Ontology annotation, cellular component: plasma membrane.